UCCGCGCUGAGCGCCGGCCCUGCUCGCUUGCACCUUCUCCUCCCCCGGCGGACGGCUCCGGGUGAUGGCCGCUGUCGUGGCGGCGCUGGCGCUGCCCCUUCGCCUCCGCCCCGCCCGCCUGGGGCCGCUCCUUGGACCGCUCCUGAAGGAGGCGGAGCGGGGCUGGAGGGGGCUCGGUUGGAGCCAGGUGCUUAGGAAAAGCCUUAGGAGGGGUGUUGCUCUCUCCACGGGGUCCUUCGUGGUCUAUGAGGCUUUCAGGCUGGUCUCUGGACAUGCUGUGGUUCAUGCCAGCUCCAAAGUGGCAGAAGUUAUAGAGCAAGCAGACUACCUGUAUGGGAGUGGAGAAACUGAAAAGCUCUAUCGGUUGCUGGUUCAGCAUAAAAAUAGUGAGGAUGCAGAGUUGUUAUGGCGGCUGGCACGGGCGUCACGAGAUUUAGCUCAGCUCAGCACUACUUCUGCUGAAGAGAAAAAACAACUGGCAUACGAUUCCCUUGAGUAUGCAAAAAGGGCACUAGAAAAGAAUGAAGCAAAUUCUGCAGCACACAAGUGGUAUGCGAUCUGUCUCAGUGAUGUUGGAGAUUAUGAAGGAAUCAAGGUUAAAAUUGGAAAUGCUUUUAUUAUCAAAGAGCACUUUGAGAGAGCCAUUGAACUGAACCCAAAAGAUGCAACAUCAGUUCAUCUAAUAGGCGUUUGGUGUUACUCCUUUGCUGAACUGCCGUGGUACCAACGAAAGAUAGCUGCAAUGCUAUUUGCAACACCUCCGACUUCCACGUAUGAAGAGGCUCUUCGUUACUUCCACAUGGCAGAGGAAGCUGACCCAAAUUUCUACAGCAAAAAUUUGCUCUUUCUGGGGAAGACAUACCUGAAGUUAAACAACAAAAAGAUGGCUCUUCUGUGGUUAAGCAAAGCGAAGGAUUAUCCUGCACAUACAGAAGAGGACAAGCAGGUGCAGAAAGAAGCUUUGGAGUUGCUUAAUUCUAUAUAAGAAGAAACAAGAUACUGGGAAUUCAGUAUCUCAGAUGUAAGCAGCAUAGGAAAAGGAACCUAAAUACUACUUCUUUUCUCUUUAAGCUGGUAAUAAAAUUAUAGCCUAAACUUGC
This is a messenger RNA of Coturnix japonica (Japanese quail), 1100 nucleotides long. RefSeq names its product regulator of microtubule dynamics 1 (gene RMDN1). The record is from RefSeq and is a predicted model, not a curated record. Gene Ontology annotation, cellular component: spindle microtubule; mitochondrion; cytoplasm. Gene Ontology annotation, molecular function: microtubule binding. Lineage: Eukaryota; Metazoa; Chordata; Aves; Galliformes; Phasianidae.